Messenger RNA from Cydia pomonella (codling moth), 2139 nucleotides. Its product is annotated as juvenile hormone esterase-like. Bases 352 to 2091 code for a protein of 579 amino acids. The record is from RefSeq and is a predicted model, not a curated record. The transcript is spliced from 4 exons. Lineage: Eukaryota; Metazoa; Arthropoda; Insecta; Lepidoptera; Tortricidae.
UGUAGACAACGCUUAAAAAACUGAUAAAGUAAAAGCUAUAGUGUCCUAGCAGUAAGACAUGUGACUUCCAAACCAAAUUUAAUUCAGUGAAUAUAUUGCUUGUAUAGCAACAUACAACAUGUAUUGUAUAAAGGUACGGGAUCAUUCAUUAUGCAUGUUCCGAAACGCACUUGGCCGUUUUUUCUGUGUACCGUGAUCCAUGCAUUCACGUGACUACUAGUUAGAACCCGAUGGUCACGAUGACGAUAAGAACCGGCCAUAAGUCAACAACGAACUUAUUUCACCAAGUAAAUUGACAGUGAAAGCACCCGUGUCAACGCAACAACAGUAAUUCCGCAACAGUAGUUGACCAUGACAAACAAUAUUAUCUGUUUAUACUUUAUUUCACGAAUUCACAAGCUCGUUAUGUUCUCUGAGAUUCCCGUUUUCAGUUCGGUAUUUAUGUACUCUCUUUUAAUAAAUGCACUGACAUUCCAGGCUUCAGUAUCAGAACUUCAAUUGGGUCCUGAGUUAUCCAGACCCGUAGUGCAUACUCCAGUAGGCAGCUAUCGGGGGCUUCAGGCCCAGGACGGGAAUUACUCCAUGUUCCUGGGUAUCCCGUAUGCUAGAGUUGAUCCGGACAACGUUUUUGGUGCUCCUAUUCCAUACAAAUUUGAAGGGAUAUUUGAAGCAGUCGACGACACCACAAUAUGUCCUCAAGAAGAAGAAUUUAACAAAACAAUUACUGGGAAACUUGACUGCCUUCACAUUAACAUUUACGUACCGAACAGCGCCAUUAUUAAUCAUUUGCCUGUUAUGAUAUACAUAUUUGGUGGAAUGUUCAGGUUCGGAUUUGCAGGCAGAUACAUAUAUGGGCCACGCUUUUUAGUCAGACAUGACGUCAUUUUCAUUACUUUAAACUAUCGUAUUGGCCCUUACGGUUUUAUGUGUCUAAACACAUCUAAAGUACCCGGGAAUCAGGGUUUGAAAGACCAAGUCCAAGCACUACGUUGGAUUAAUGAAAAUAUACGAUAUUUUGGCGGAGACCACUCCAAAAUCACGGUAGUGGGAAACAGUGCUGGUGCAGUGUCUGUGGAUUUCCAUCAAUUCUUUCUACAGGAACAGCUUUAUAAUAGAGUGAUUUUGCAAAGUGGCAAUACGUUAUCUCAUAUAAUUAACGAAGUUCCUGAUCCUGAUAGAGAUGCGCCUUUAAAAUUAGCAAAUCAAUUGAAUUAUCCAACUAAUGAUAUUGAAGAUGCGUUAUCAUUUCUGAACAAAGUAGAGCCACAUGAACUUAUUGCAGCAGCAAAGGAUUCUGAUGUAUUUUUUGGAUUGUGUAUUGAAAAGAAAUUCGAGGAUGUUGAUAACUAUAUUACUAAAUACCCAGCUGAUUUGAACACAAUUACUCGUAGAGAUGUCGAUGUCUUAAUUGGUAUGACUAACGACGAAAGCUAUGCAAUAGUAGCAAAAAAAAUUGAAAAUCGUAAAUUUGAAAGGAUGGACUUCCUGUCUUUAAUUUUAGAAACACAUUUUGAAUUUGAAAAUGAAAGUAAGUUUUCAGAUGAAUUGAAAAAGAUUGUCCGGCUGUUUUAUUAUGGUGAUGAUGUUCAACGUGCAGAUAAUAGCAGACCGACAAUUAAUCUACAUGCCGAUUUUAGUUUUUACAGUCCAAUAUUCAGAACUGUUAGAAAAUAUUUGGAUAGUGGCGUAAACAACAUGUUCUUCUAUAUGUUUUCAUUUUCUGGUGAGAGGAGUUAUUACAAGGAUUUAUUGAAAUUACCAUAUACAAAAGGUGGUGCUGCCCACGCAGAUGAGCUGGGAUAUUUAUUCGACGUUUCUUACAUGAAAGAUCGGUUGCGUGAUGAAGAUAUGCUAAUUGUAGACAGAAUGACCGAACUUUGGACUAAUUUUGCAAAAUAUGGAAAUCCAACACCGAAACCUUCAAAGUUGAUUCCUCUGCAGUGGCCACGAGUAUCCCGGCACAAACUGCCAUAUUUGGAGAUAAACACUGAACUACGCCUAGGUUCCAGACCUUUGCACGAGCGGAUGAGCUUUCUAGACCUUCUGUACAAUCACUUUGGACAUUAUCAAAAGUGGAUAAGCAAGGACUGAACAACGAAACAGGGGAAUGAACAAAGAUAAUAUAAUAAAUCAAACUAU